Molecule: messenger RNA, 5980 nt
Organism: Salvelinus fontinalis (brook trout)
Lineage: Eukaryota; Metazoa; Chordata; Actinopteri; Salmoniformes; Salmonidae
Product: serine/threonine-protein kinase DCLK2-like
Exons: 18
Coding region: 702-4166 (1154 amino acids)
Biological process (GO): intracellular signal transduction; protein phosphorylation
Cellular component (GO): microtubule cytoskeleton
Molecular function (GO): protein kinase activity; ATP binding
Source: RefSeq, a predicted model, not a curated record
AUGACAGGACUGGGAUGGCCUCUCGUGCUACAGUAUUAGUGUUGAACGGUUCGUCCGUCAGAGAAAGGAUGUGAGAAGAGGAGGAGACUUGCGGUUUCUGUAGCAAGCAUGUGGCUUUGUUAGAUUCGGUGGAUUUUGGACACCGGCUUUACAUGCAAUGUAUUUGUGAUACAUGGAAUUCGUUUUUCCUAUUUGUGUUUUCUACCGGAUACAUUCUUAUAGCUUGGAAUCGAGUGUUUUCCUGUGCGGCUCCGUUCAUUGGUAAACUAGCGGUUGCAUCAGUCGACUGUCAAUCAAGUCUGGGCUCUCUGCACCUGGUAUUAAUUUAAAUUUGCCGGUGAAUUUUUGUGGACAUUGAGUUUUGGAGCAAUCCUUUUCGUUUAGCCUUUGGUAUUUCAAUAACCGAGAUUUUAUAGUGCAGCCUUAUUGACAAGGUAAGAUUGUAACCGUAACGCAGGCUACUGUACCCCUAGUUAUAUUAAAAGCAGACUGUAUUCCCGGAAAAUUACAACAUUGUAUCUUGACGGCGCAAGGAGGAACUAGCCUACAAGUACACUGCCCUCUCGAUUACUGUAUCAGUGAUUGCCAAAGCGUUGUUUGACAGCUGUCUUUGGGAACGCGUUGGACAAUAGGGCUUGCCUUGGGGAGCCAUCUGCUAUUGUUUUCUCCUGUGGAUAGAUCAAAACAUUAACAAAUCGAACAUGUCGCUCAGCAGAAGUAUUGAAUGGGAACACUUUGAGGAACGGGACAAAACGCACCGUUCAUCACGGGCUAACGGCUCGGGAUCCCAGUCAGGCUCCAGAGGCAACGGUCUCGUGCCCAGCCCGGCGCACAGCGCGCACUGUAGCUUUUACCGAACGCGCACGCUCCAGUCGCUCACCUCCGAGAAGAAAGCCAAAAAAGUGCGAUUCUACCGAAAUGGGGACAAAUACUUUAAGGGUUUGGUGUAUGCCGUGUCCAACGACCGUUUUAGGUCCUUAGACGCCCUGCUUAUGGAGCUUACACGGUCUCUCUCGGACAACGUCAACCUGCCUCAAGGUGUCCGGAGCAUCUACACCGUGGACGGCAGCAAGAAGAUCAGCAGCCUGGACGAGUUAGUGGAGGGGGAGAGCUACGUGUGUGCCUCCAACGAGCCCUACCGCCGAGUGGACUACACCAAGAACGUUAACCCUAACUGGUCAGUGGGCCUCAAGGCCGGCCAGUCCCGCUCCCUGUCCUCCCUCAGCACCCUGGUAAAGGGCGAGCUGCAGCGUAGCGACGCCAGCCUGGGCACCAGAGACUUCAUCAAGCCCAAGCUGGUGACGGUCAUCCGCAGCGGGGUCAAGCCCAGGAAGGCUGUGAGGAUCCUGCUGAAUAAGAAGACGGCCCACUCCUUCGAACAGGUGCUGACCGACAUCACGGACGCCAUCAAGCUGGACUCCGGGGCGGUCAAACGGCUCUACACACUGGAGGGAAAACAGAUCACCUGUCUCCAGGACUUCUUCGGCGAGGACGACGUGUUCAUCGCGUGCGGCCCAGAGAAGUACCGCUACGCCCAGGAUGACUUCCUGUUGGAUCACAGUGGUAAGGCUUCUGUAGCCUUUGUGACUGGGUGCGUGGGACAUGCCAGGUCUCCCUCGGCAAAGAGGUCUUCUGACCUCAAUGGGACUUCCUGGUUAAAUAAAGAAUGCCGGGUGCUCAAGUCCUCAUACUCUGCUCGCUCGCCCACUCCAACGAGGGCUGCUGGGAGCAAGAGCCCUGGACUCUCACGCCGUAUCAAGUCCCCUGGCAUAGUAAGAAGACCAAUCCAUUACUCCACCAGUAGCCAGUCUCCUGUUAAAUCCCCAGUCAAUGGUGUCCCCAGCAGUACGAUCUCCACCCCCAAGUCCACCAAAUCCAACAGCUCCUCCCCCACCAGCCCCCGCAGUAUACACAGCUUCAAGAUUCCGCCACAUCACACGUCUGCCACCAAUGUGAACGGGUCUUCACACGGUCUGGAGCUGGCCAAUAACAUGAGUCCUGAGGUUAACGGCAACAGCUGUAGCUCUAUCACAACCGUCCUGGAUAAGUACAAGGUCGGCAAGGUCAUAGGAGACGGAAACUUUGCAGUGGUGAAAGACUGUGUAGAACGGUCCACUGGGAAGGAGUAUGCACUGAAGAUCAUUGACAAGGCCAAGUGCAGUGGAAAGGAGCACCUGAUAGAGAAUGAGGUGGCAGUGCUGAGGAGAGUCAAACACCCCAACAUUAUCCAGCUGAUAGACGAGGUGGACACACCCACUGAACUCUACCUGGUCAUGGAGCUGGUCAAGGGUGGCGACCUGUUUGAUGCCAUCACGUCCUCCACUAAGUACACAGAGAGAGAUGCCAGUGUCAUGGUGUUUAACCUGGCUGGAGCCCUGAAGUACCUCCACAGCAUGAACAUAGUACACAGAGACAUCAAGCCUGAGAACCUGCUGGUGUGUGAGUACCUUGACGGCACUAAGUCUCUGAAGCUGGGGGACUUUGGUCUGGCCACUGUGGUUGAGGGGCCCCUGCACACCGUGUGUGGAACCCCCACCUACGUGGCCCCUGAGAUCAUCGCUGAGGCUGGUUAUGGUCUGAAGGUGGAUAUCUGGGCAACUGGGGUCAUCACUUACAUCCUGCUGUGCGGCUUCCCUCCCUUCCGCAGUGAGGACAACCUUCAAGAGGACCUGUUUGACCAGAUCCUGGUGGGACGACUGGACUUCCCUGCUCCCUACUGGGACAACGUCACGGACUCAGCCAAGGAGCUGAUUGGGCGGAUGCUGCAGGUGAACGUGGAGGCUCGCUACACGGCACAGGACAUCCUCUCUCAUCCCUGGGUCACGGAUGACAACAUGGAGAACAACAUGAAGAUGGAGGUGUCAGGUAAACUGAGGACACACUUCAACACAGCACCAAAGCCCAGCACAACCACAGCAGGAGUGUCAGUCAUCAUGAACACAGCUCUAGAUAAGAAGAGGAUCCAGCUGACUCGUCGCAGCCAGAGGCCCACAGCACCACCUCCGCCCCCACCACCACCUGGGAAGAUAGUAGUCCCUCCUGCAGCCAUGCCAGUCAAGCAAGCCUCACCAGUCUCACCCAACACCAAGCUGCCAGUACCCACCAAGCUGGCAUCACCCACCAAGCCUGCCCUGCCAGAGGAGGAGCCCAAGAGUCCUCAGACUGAUGUGCCUGUCCCUGUAUCCCCUCCCAUCUCUCCUUCAACACCUACCAGACCUGUUACCUCUCCCUCUGUCCCUGUCUCUCCUUCCUCUCCUACCAAGCCUAACAUCUCUAUCUAUCCUGCCUCCCCUACCAGGCCCAACAACUCUCCCUCUCCUUCCUCUCCUACUAAAAAUAUCUCACCCUCUCCCUCUUCACCUACCAAACCUGUUAUCUCUCCCUCCUCACCUACCAAACCUGUUAUCUCUCCCUCUUCACCUGCCAAACCUGUUAUCUCUCCCUCCUCACCUACCAAACCUGUUAUCUCUCCCUCUUCACCUACCAAACCUGUUAUCUCUCCCUCUUCACCUUCCAAACCUGUUAUCUCUCCCUCUCCUUCCUCACCUACCAAACCUGUUAUCUCUCCCUCUCCUUCCUCACCUGCCAAACCUGUCAUCUCUCCCUCUCCUUCCUCACCUACCAAACCUGUUAUCUCUUCCUCUCCUUCCUCUCCAUCCUCACCUACCAAACCUGUUAUCGCUCCCUCUUCACCUACCAAACCUGUUAUCUCUUCCUCUCCUUCCUCUCCCUCCUCACCUACCAAACCUGUUAUCGCUCCCUCUUCACCUACCAAACCUGUCAUCUCUCCCUCUCCUUCCUCUCCCUCUUCACCUACCAAACUCCACAUGUCCCCUUCUCUUUCCUCUCCAACCAAGCUCCAUGUCUGUGCCUUCCCUGGGGCCUCUCAUAUGCCAGUUACUUGCCCCUCUGCCUCAUCACCUUCCAAACGCAAAGCCUCCCCCUCUCCUCCUGCCCCUCUCUCUCCCUCCGACCCUCCCUCUCUUUUUACAUGCCCCUCUCCCUCCGACCCUCUGUCUGCCUUUCCCAGCACUUCCUCACCCCUGACCUGCUCCUCUCCCUCUUCUCCCACCCCUCCGGCACCCGUUACCUGCUCCCCCCCAACCGUGCCCCCACCCCUGGUGGGCCUUGACGUUGAAGCUGCUGCUACUGCCAGAGAGCUGUGAGAAAGAAUGACUGGCUGCUGGACCAUGGUCUAAUUUGUACCUUUCAAGCUCCCUUACCUCCACGCGCCGUAUCCCCAGACCUAUGAUUCGCAUGUAGGGGGCUAGAUACAGAUAGAACCUCCACCCCCAGUAACAGUAUAACAGCUGAUAUCCACUGCUGUAUCUUUCCUAGGCUCCCAAGCAGCAAAUGGCAAAAAAAAUAAUAAAAAUAAAUAAAUAUGGCUCCUACAACCUACAGUACAAUCUCUGUAGAGAACCCAUCAUAUCCACGCUCCAAGAGGGAAGUUGAGGUGUUUUGUACAUUUUGGUUGAUUUGUAUAUAUGGUAUGUGUGUAUUUAUAUAUGAGCGAUAUGGAGAAAACAGAGCGAGGCCUGGCUAGUUGGUGUGUGGUUUCAGAUGGGGUUUUCUGGAAUUACUUCUGAUCAUGUUUUAUUUAUUGUCUGUGGUUGUUUAGUAGACACGCACGCACACAUUGAUUAUGGGUAGAAGUGUAUUAUUUGGCGUGCUUGCCAUCUGUUUUAAGAUAAACUACUACUGUAGAUGUAUAUAGUAUUGUAUGACAGACACGAGGCAUCCGAAUGAAAGUUGAAGGUUUGAGUUUGUUUUCUUUUCUUGCCUGUAAAGCCUGUUUAUCAUUGGUCCGCUAUGGAGCCUGUAGUGUUUAACUGCUGAACACCAAAAGAGAGACGCAACAGAGUAGAAGGUGAACGUGUCAAUGAGGAGAGGUGUGCCUGUGAAAAUAGCUGCCAGAUCAGGGGUGUGUUCAGGGCGGCAGGUAGCCUAGCGUUUUAAGAGUGUUUGGCCAGUAACCGAAAUGUCACUGGUUCAAAUCCCCAAGCCAACUAGGUGACAAAUCUGUCGAUGUGCCCUUGAGCAAGUCACUUAACCCUAAUUGCUCCUGUAAGUCGCUCUGGAUAAGAGCAUCUGCUAAAUUAAUAAAAUGUAAAUGUUCAUCGGGCACAAAAUGGAAGAAAACAGACAAACAGGAAGGGACUUCCUGGACAUGUCCUGUAAGAAACACUCAUUUUCGCCCUCCGUUGCAAAACGUUUUUCAGUGUGUGCCCUAAUGAACCUGACCCAGUAGUUAGAUUCCUUUUCUGAAACCAGCUGACAGGAAACACUGGGAGCGCUAUCCCCUCAUAUACUCAUUUAUCAGUCCAGAUUUACUGGAUAAUAACGUGAGGCUGUUCCACUUUGCUGUUGUCUUUGUCUGUAAUGGUAAUGCACUUGUUUUAAAGUCCAUGGUUAAGUCCCAAAUCGCACCCUAUUCCCUAUAUAGUGCACUACUUUUGAGCAGGGCCCAUAGGGUCAAAAGUAGUACACUAUGUAGGGGAAUAGGAUACCAUUUGGGAUGCAGCCCCCGUAUCUCCUUACCUAGCCUACUGCAUGCAGUUGGUCAGGGUUUAACCCUUCGGAUAUUGAUAAUGGCUCCGAUGCACAGCACUACUACUCCAAGGGGCUUUAGUUGCAUGCCGUGUUCCUCCCUCUGCCUCCCCACAAAACAGGUCUCUCUCACACACACACACACACACACACACACACACACACACGUCAAGCUGGUACUAUUGUACGUAUAGUAGCUGUUGUGUAAUGUUUAGUCAAACUACACUGUCAUCAUCAUAAUGCUUUUUUUAUUGCAGUUUUAGUCUGGAUACAUGUAUGAAAAUUACAUUUCAAACAGGAAAAACACUCCUGUCAGCUUUGGCCAGCAGUUUUAGUUUGUGCAGACAUUUAGCCACUAUGUGACUCCUUUAUCAUUUUGUAUUAGGAGCACAUCGGAGAACUUCAAACGCAAUAAAAAGUAUUCAAAUCA